GGGAGUCAGGCUGCGCUGCUGCUAAAAUUCUAUCCAACAUACAAAAAAGGCUGCCCAGAGCUGUACUGAGGUUUGUUCUUCCUGGACACUCAGAAUGCAUUGGGUACCUAUGAUACUGGCAGGAGCGUUGGCUGCAGUCUGCAUCACCAUUGGCUAUGGGGCCCCUUCUGGUACCACAGUUAGAAUGGUCACCACUGCAAAAAGCCAAACACAAAGGAACAUCACCACCGGAGCUCCAGGAGCCAAUGGGACCGUGCAGCCAACACCAUAUGGGGAUGAAAAUCUGGAGGAGCCUCUUCCCAAGGACAGAAGAAUGAGACUAUCAGAUGAGAAAAUCCCAGACAAGAAAGCCCAGGUCCUGACGAAAAAAAAAGUUAAGAUAGUAAAGACCGUGAAAGUAAUGAAGAAGCCGAAAGCAGAAAAGCCAUCUUCUGAGAGCCAAGGAGAACCAUGCCCCCCACUGGGCCUGAAGUCGCUUCGAGUGUCCGAUUCCCAGCUGAGAGCAUCCAGUACCAAGCGCUACGGCCUGGGGGCCCACAGAGGGCGUCUCAACAUACAGUCUGGAAUCUACGAUGAUGAUUUUUUUGAUGGCGGAUGGUGCGCUGACGAGAAAAACACCCAGCAGUGGUUCGAGGUGGAUGCCAGAAGGCUCACUCGCUUUACUGGAGUCAUCACUCAGGGCAAGAACUCCAUAUGGACAGAUGACUGGGUGACAUCAUACAAAGUGCAAGUCAGCAAUGACACCCAUACCUGGCAGACGUGCAAGAAUGGCACAGAGGAAGUGAUUUUUAAAGCCAACAAAGACCCUGAAACUCCAGUGCUGAACCAUCUUCCCACCCCAAUGGUGGGCCGCUACAUCAGAAUUAACCCACAGACGUGGUUUGAAAAUGGUACUAUCUGCUUGAGAGCAGAGAUCUUAGGAUGCCCACUUCCAGAUCCAAACACAGUGUUUAUGUGGGAACACGUGCCGGAGCCCACAGACAAGCUGGACUUCAAACAUCACAACUACAAGGAGAUGCGGAAGCUGAUGAAAGCUGUUAAUGAUGAAUGUCCUGAGAUCACUCGAGUUUACAGCAUUGGAAAGAGUUACCUAGGUCUGAAAAUGUACGUCAUGGAGAUUUCUGACAAUCCUGGACAGCAUGAACUUGGUGAGCCGGAGUUUCGGUACGUAGCCGGGAUGCACGGUAAUGAAGUAGUUGGUCGAGAACUGAUGCUGAACCUUAUGCAGUAUCUCUGCAUGGAGUACAAGAAGGGCAACCCCCGCGUUAUGCGCCUGGUGACUGAGACGCGUAUUCACUUGCUGCCCUCCAUGAAUCCUGAUGGAUAUGAGCAGGCCUAUAAACUGGGAUCUGAACUGUCUGGAUGGGCCUAUGGUCGCUGGACCUACCAAGGAUUUGACUUGAAUCACAAUUUCGCAGACUUAAAUACCCCUCUUUGGGAAGCUGAAGAUAAUGAAGAGGUUCCUCACAAGUUCCCUAACCAUUACAUCCCAAUUCCUGAGUACUACACUUUUGCAAAUGCGACAGUGACACCUGAGACCCGUGCCGUCAUUGAUUGGAUGCAGAAAAUCCCUUUUGUACUCAGUGCUAACAUGCAUGGGGGUGAGCUGGUGGUCACUUACCCCUUCGAUAUGACACGUUCCUACUGGAUGGCCAAAGAACUCACUCCUACUCCUGAUGAUGCCAUGUUCCGCUGGCUCGCCACGGUCUAUGCCACCAGCAACCGCGUCAUGGCGGAUGACAACCGCAGGAUCUGCCACACAGAAAACUUCAUGAGACAGGGCAAUAUCAUCAAUGGAGCAGAUUGGCACACCGUCGCAGGCAGCAUGAAUGACUUCAGUUACCUGCACACCAAUUGCUUUGAGGUGACUGUGGAGCUCUCCUGUGAUAAGUUCCCUCAUGAGGUGGAGUUGCCAGUGGAGUGGGAGAAUAACAAGGAGUCUCUGCUGGUGUUCAUGGAGCAGGUUCAUCGAGGCAUAAAAGGUGUUGUGCGGGACAAAGACACCGAAAAGGGUAUUCCUGAAGCCAUCAUUGUAGUGAAUGAACUAAACCAUGAUAUCCGCACAGCUGUGGAUGGAGAUUACUGGCGCCUUCUCAACCCUGGGGAGUAUGAAGUGACUGCCAAAGCCGAGGGAUACCAUCCAUCCACCAAAUCUUGCCGGGUGACCUAUGAAAACCAUGCUACCAUUUGUGAUUUUUACUUAGUUAAGACUGCAAAACAACGCUUGAGGGAGAUGCUUGCCAACGGGAAAAAGCUCCCUAAAGAGCUCAUGCUGCGACUGCGCCAACUGAGAACCCGCAAAUUUAAAUCCAUGAGCCCCAAGUGAAUGGGGAAAACGCAAAGGACAGAGCACAGCGUGGACAACAGAUACAUCAUUAACCCCCACAGAAAGGCAGAACACUCGCUCAGACUGAGCACAUUAGUACAGAGUGGCAGAUGGCGCAUUAUUUCACAGUACAAACCAGUUGGAUCCAAUCAUAAUUUUGCUUACAACAUCUGCUUCCUAUCAUGCCUUUUGCUCAAUUACAAGUUUGGGUAAGAUACAGUAAUUCAGGCUCAGCUCCGUGAUUUUUACUGUAGUUUGUUAUAAACAAUAUAGGGACCUUUAUAUGUUUCAUACACACCCCAGAACAGCCCCUUAAAUCAAUCAAAGACUUCUGCACUAAAACAGGUGUCACAUUCUCUAAAAAAUCCCCAUUUUCACUUUUUUUCUUUGGCUUUAUAAGCCACCAGUUUUCCUCUUUUCAAGUCCCAUGGUGAUAUAAUAUUUCCCAGGACUGGGGUGUAACUAUAUGAUAAAAUGGGGGGCAAAUCUUAUACAAAUCUCUGCAAGCCUUCAGAUGUUAAAAGGAAGAAUCUUUUCCAAUGUGCAGUGCAUAUCAUAAGAUAGUUCACAUAUAUUUCUGUUAUGAAGUAUAUACAUUCCAUAGGGACAACAUGUACUACAAUGGUAAUGUAUUUGGGUUAUUCAGAAACAUGAUACUUGCCAUUUAGUGUAGUGAAAGAAAACAUAUGAUUGGUAACAUGGGUUAAGGGUUUUUUGUGGCACGUUUACCCAGGUUGCCCUACCUACUGGAGCUGGCAGCUGGCAUCUGAUGGCGUGAACAUACCAGUGCUCCGGUUGGCUCAAGUGAAUGUUCUUAUUUGCUACAUGUUGGUCCAAUGACGUGAUCAUUCUAGUGCUGACAUUUAGCUCUCUCACACCAGUGAAAGCACUUAGAAUGGCAUCAAGCACUAUACACUGUAAUAUGUGUUCAUUUAAAACUUUUUUUUAAAGAAACUAUUCAAAAAUAACCUUUCUGCCAAGUUUGUUAGAUCGUGACCAGCGCUGGAAUUUGGAGUAACAGCAAAUAACUAAUGAUAGCAUGCCAUUAAUAGAAGUGAAUGUGCCCAUAUUCCAGGUAUGUGGAGGAAAUAACAGAAAUCAGAAAGUUUAAUAGGGAGAGCUCUACAUUCUUGAUCACUGCCUUAAGGUGGCCAUACACGGUAAGAUCCGCCAACGUCGCCAAGUGAGCGGAUCUUCUCCCGAUAUCCCCACCUAUGGGUGGGCGAUAUCGAGCUAAUUCAGUCAUUUUGCCCUGGGGCGGGUAUGGGCGCCCAUCGGUUCGGGGACAACAUCAACGAGCCAAUGCGGCUGCCAAAAAUCAAAUUUGCCCGAUCGAGAUCUGUUUUUAGUGCCCAUACACAGGCAGAUAAGCUGCCAAAUCAGUCUAAGGGACCGAUAUCAGCAUCUAGAAUCGGCCCGUGUAUGGCCAACGUUAGUGGCCCCAGCUCCCUCCUGCCUAAUAAACACUACCCUACGCAAAGAUUCCCGACUAUGAUGUGAGAUUCUGUGGGUGCUCUUGUGUUCUUACAGGCUGGAACUGCUUAGAACUGAUCCUGUGCAUAACAGCUAUUCUUAUUAUAGGGAGAAUGUAACAUGUACUAUACAGGGAGAGUAGGUACCAUAAAAUGCUGGCAUUCGUGUAUCCUUGCAAGUCAAGUGAUAUUGAUAUAUUUCUGUGCCAAUAAAGUUAUUAAUGAUAAAACCCA
Molecule: messenger RNA, 4032 nt
Organism: Xenopus tropicalis (tropical clawed frog)
Lineage: Eukaryota; Metazoa; Chordata; Amphibia; Anura; Pipidae
Gene: cpxm1
Product: carboxypeptidase X (M14 family), member 1
Exons: 14
Coding region: 95-2326 (743 amino acids)
Biological process (GO): proteolysis
Cellular component (GO): extracellular region
Molecular function (GO): metallocarboxypeptidase activity; zinc ion binding
Source: RefSeq, a predicted model, not a curated record